Sardina pilchardus (European sardine) is the source of this 3204-nucleotide messenger RNA. It is a transcript of the gene mpl, whose product is annotated as MPL proto-oncogene, thrombopoietin receptor. Gene Ontology annotation, biological process: cytokine-mediated signaling pathway. The transcript is spliced from 12 exons. Gene Ontology annotation, cellular component: external side of plasma membrane. Bases 49 to 1962 code for a protein of 637 amino acids. NCBI's taxonomy places the organism in Eukaryota, Metazoa, Chordata, Actinopteri, Clupeiformes, Clupeidae. Gene Ontology annotation, molecular function: cytokine receptor activity; protein binding. The record is from RefSeq and is a predicted model, not a curated record.
AUGGGUCAAUGAGCACCUGAUUAUAGCUCAAGUCUAGUGCCCACCACCAUGUUGAUCUGGAUGGUUUUUGUCUGCCUGCAAACUUCUUGCAUUUUGGCACAACACAUUGGGUCAUAUGUGCAGGUAUCGGAGAAAGAACUCCAACUUUUGGCUUCAGAAAAUGACCCAAAGUGUUUUACGCGAACUGAUUAUGACUUCACAUGCUUUUGGGAGGCCAGGAGUGGACACUCUUACAUAUUUUCCUAUGUUGAUGAGGACUCAGAGAGUAAGUCACAAUGCAAUCUCACUCAGAGGACAACGUCAAGAGGCACCGUCCUACACAUCUGCUCCUUCCCGCCCUCCCAUGUUUUCCUCUACAUCCCCAUCGCCAUCACGGUGGUGGAUGCGCUCACCAAUACCACAGUCUUCCAGCGGGAAGUAAAUAUAGAAGAAACAGAAUUACCAUACCCUCCGAAGAACAUCUCUGUUGAAAAAACUGGGAAAGCUGAGGAGCUUCUGGUGAGGUGGAAGGAAGAGGAAGGCAGGACGAAGAGUCAAGAGCAGUUUGAGAUCCGAUACUCCUCCCAGACACAGCCUGAGAGGAGAACAGUGGUAGACCGUCCGGUUAGACUACCUAAUGCUGUGCUGACAUCUUUGGUCUCUGGAGAAGUGUGCUGUGUGCAGAUGAGAGUCAAGUCCAGAAGGAAAGGAUUCUGGAGUGACUGGACAGAACCUGUCAUGGCCAUGGUCCCUGAAAAAGCAGAGGAUACAGGGUUCCUGUGUUACACCUCCGACCUACGCACCAUCCAGUGCCAAUGGAACAAACAAGCCCAGAACAAUGGCAGCAUCAACGACGAAGAGGUCACCAUCUUCUACAGAGAAAAAAAUAGCAGCACAUGGGGAAAUUGGACACUUUGUACUAAGAACCACAGAAGCACCCCGAGCUGCAGUUUUGAUGGACAGUCUGGAGCCAUCCAAGUCAGCCUCCACACGGGCUCUGGCCCACUCAAUCGAACAUUCUACACUGAAGAAUUUACAGUGAACAACAGAAUUAAGACUGAACCACCGACAGCACUCCGGGCAGAGCCAGAAAGAGAGAGGCUUCAUCUACAAUGGGACUGUCCUUCUGAGAUCCUUGCAAAGCACUUGAUAUAUGAAAUACGCUACCGCUCUGAGGAUGAGAAUGCCUGGAAGCACUUUGUAUGGAAGAGCCCAAAGACCAGUACAUAUCUACAUGAGCAAGCAAGCAGUCAAUACUUCAUCCAAAUCAAAUCCAAGCCCAAUGGUUCUUUCUACAAGGGAGACUGGAGUGACUGGUCUAGCAUGUUAACUGUUGAAGAAUCCUGGAACUAUGGCUUGGUGUUCAUCGCGUGCAUUCCACUUGCAAUCCUUCUCCUAUCGGCUGUGGUUGCCUCUGUGUUUUCACAGUACUUCAGUAAAGUCAAACGGUAUCUGUGGCCACCAGUCCCCAGACUUGACAAGAUUCUGGAGAGUUUUCUAGCAGAGGGGCCUCAAUGGGAACCCACAUUCAGCAUUAAGCAGUGUGAUGAUGAAACCCCUGCUUCAGUGGUGGAGAUACUGUCUGACAACCCUACCAGUUCUGACACCAUCCAGGGGAUCACAGUCUGCACCUCUGGCCUUGAAACAGGCUCCUACAGUCGGGUUCCUCAGAAAGAAGAAGGUGGUCCAGUGGUGGAGGGUUGUCUGGAAGCAGGCCGUGACUAUGUAACCCUGACCACCGAAGUCAUCCCUUGUCUCCACGGCAACGAGUAUGUGUACGGCGACAUAUCGGUUUCGUGCUCGGCGGAGGUGCAAUGCCACUGCACAAACACACAAAUCCACACUUCCCCUGUCUCAGGCCUCACCGCAACCAGCAUCUUCAACCACUCGUAUCAGCUACUCCCAGAGCGCGAAGAUGGCUGCGAGAAUGAGAACCUCACGCAUUACACCAACCUAGAUGCCGCAGUUACGGGCACUGCCUGAAGCCUUCAGACAGAGAUAAAGAGAUCAGAUGCACAGAACAGUGUGAACUGGACAGAACAGCCACGCACAUCCAUUGCAAAACAUUUUUUUUUCUCUGUGGCUCUGCCAUUAAAGGCUGUUGCAACAUGCACCAGGUAUAAGCAGUCCAAUUACAGCGAGUCCUAAAUCAUCAGUAGGCCUACACUCGAAGAAGACAACCGUCUGGCGUAAAGAGUGAUGCUGAGUUCCAGAUACUUUCACACAAUGAUUACUGAGGGAAUGAGGCCCUACAUGCAGACUUGUUGAAGUCCAGAACCUUUAAGUGAUAGGCCUCCUUAAAAACAUGAUUGGGGCCAGACUCUCAGUUGUCCAGCAUAUUGUAUCAGAGGUGGAAAAGUCCAGCUUCAGAAAGUAGAAAUCCAUGUGCUGGACUUUCACUCUGCAUUGUGUAAAGUAGUUGUACCCACAGGGAAAGCAGUGUAAAUAGGAGGGGGACUCUUGAAACAGUACUAGCCUACAUAUACAAGUAUAAAUAUAUUUUAAUGCUUAUACUGUUUGUUGUGUUUUGCAGUGUUUGUGAUGCAAGAAAUGUCAUGUGAUUCAGCAACAUUUAAAUAAUCUGUGUACAUAUUCUUCUUGCAGAUAUUGUCAGAACAACCGUGUAUAUUGUUAGAAGGACAAAAUCCCUGAGCACUGGCUGUUUUCGGACAAAUAUAUCAGACUUCAAAAGUUAAGAUCACACACACUGGUAUAAUAUCAUGGAUUGUUUAUUUAGAGCGAAUGGCACAUUUAGCUGUCAGCGUCUUCAGGUUUGCUCUAUUGUGAUGAUCUUUGAUAUUGAACAAUGCAAAAUGUGUUAUUCUACUGUAAGUGUACCCUUCUUUCUUUUUGUGGAAAAACAUGCAGAAAACCCAUGGUAAACAGCUAUAGUCAUCAGGUACUAUUAAUGCACAAAUGUGAGGCCCAGAACCAAACUCAGGACCAUGGGAGACAGGGCUUUCUGUGCUGCUGCCCCGCGUCUAUGGAAUGCCCUCCCUGACACCUUGAGGGCACCACAAUCCAUUGACUGUUUUAAAAAAGACCUAAAGACAUUUCUUUUUAGCAAAGCUUUUGGUCCCUUUUAGAUGUUCUUAAACCUUUUUCUUUUUCCUCUUUUUGUUUUCUUUUUAAUGAAAUUGCUCAUCUUAUUUUUGUUUUUAACCUGUAGCACUUUGAGAUCUCUGAUGUAAAGUGCAUUAUAAAUAAAAUGUAUUAUUAUUAUUA